Messenger RNA from Cantharellus anzutake, 1673 nucleotides. RefSeq lists its product as uncharacterized. NCBI's taxonomy places the organism in Eukaryota, Fungi, Basidiomycota, Agaricomycetes, Cantharellales, Hydnaceae. The transcript has 5 exons. The record is from RefSeq and is a predicted model, not a curated record. The coding region runs from base 132 to 1550 and encodes 472 amino acids.
CGACACAUCAGAUCAGAUAGUAUGGAGGAUUCCGGUAUCCUGAUCCUUGUGAAUGAAGAACAAUCUUCCCUACCUAAUAAGUCAUAGACGCGCUAUUCUCCACCACAGUCAAAAUUCAACCCAAUGGGAGAAUGGAAGGAUCUUCACAAGCUGUCGGAGUUGUGAGCCAACGAUGCAAUCACACGCUUUUGAUCGAAUUUCUUACUAUUUCAUAUCCGACGAUUCAUCACAUUCGGAGUUGGCCGAAUUUAUUUGUCUAUUUCGUCGCCCCUCGGUCCCUGGCAGUGAUGCAGACGCCCCGUAAAAGAGCUACGCAGACGCCUUCUCCUCCCAGCAUAAAGAGGACGGGCUCCGGCUUAUUGGAGACGAGAUUUGAUGCAGAUGUGCAAUCGUCGGUGUGGCAUUCGCUCACGGGAUUUGAAGGUGGCAAAGAUGCGAAAGAAAUGCCCCGCUCGUACAAAGGGCUUGUCGACACAUGUUUUGAGGAAGGGCAUUAUGAAUCCGGCAUACAACUUUUGGAUAGACUAAGAUCUCCCAGAUAUAUCCCAACCAUAUCCCAUGUCCGCCAAUUGAUUUAUAUGGCACUCUAUCCUCCGCCGCCGCCACCAUCACCAGUAACUGGGCAGAACGCUUAUGAAUCCCCUCGGAAAGCUCAUGCCAAGCGUCAGCGUCGCUUCCUUGUUCCUUCCGCCGACGCUUCCGUUGGUGCUACCGCUCUCUUAACAGCAUUCAUGCAUACAAAUCACCCAUAUUCUGUCUUCCGUGCCAUCCCGUCUUAUGGUACGCCAAGUACUGGGAAGAAAGGUAUCAAGUUUAAGGACGUAGCCGACAAUGAUGAAACUAUCAACCGUGAAAUGGAAGACUCGCCCAUUGGGAGGGAUGCAAGGGCACUGGGUCAGGUAAAAGAUUGCUGGGGUCUUUUAGAGCCCGGGCUGGUCAAGAGCAAGGACCGAAGGGAAGCCGAAGAGAGUGGUAGUGACGGAGACCGUGAAAGUGAUGAACUGACUUUAGGGAAUAACUCAAAAGUUGCUGCGCGGGUUGUCGGAAAGCAUUCGUGGGGAAUGCUGGAGGUGCUCAUUGAAGGUUUCGAAGAAGACGAGCGGUGGUCCAAGGAGACCAAGGAUGGAACACCUGAUGUAGCGUCUCAAAUACUCCUAACGCAGGUCCCUCAUGCACAGCGUGGGCAACCGUGGAAUGUGGAACGGCCCAUCAACGUUAUCUUUGCUUCGCUCUCGCCUUCCUCUUCCACACUGACUCAGUUGGGAUCACCAAAGGCAAAUCAAGGAAUCUCUAUCGAUCCUUAUCGCGCACAACUCGGAAUCCGGCUGCUCAAACUAUUGAUUAAUGCCGCACUUGCAACACCAAGCAUCAAUCCCUCAUCCUACUUCGCUUUUCACUUGCUCACAUUCAAAAGACGUCGUUUCCUCCCGAAAGUUUACAAUUACUCCUUGACAAUCUUCUGCAAGGGGAUUUAUACCUCCACUUUGUCAUCGCACUUCUCGGGCAGUUCCUCGGAAGAGAGGUUGAAGGAAAUGCCAACGAAACUUUAGGUACGCGACGAUGGAGACCUGCCCCUUCUCGGCCAAGAGCAUCCCAGGUACCAAGUCCAUCUCGGGCCUCUACCUCUGCGAGAUCCUCUCUCAGGACAAGCCCAUCAUCUAGCCCCAAUCUAC